This is a messenger RNA of Suncus etruscus (white-toothed pygmy shrew), 3801 nucleotides long. It is a transcript of the gene LENG8, whose product is annotated as leukocyte receptor cluster member 8. The transcript is spliced from 16 exons. Bases 216 to 2606 code for a protein of 796 amino acids. NCBI's taxonomy places the organism in Eukaryota, Metazoa, Chordata, Mammalia, Eulipotyphla, Soricidae. Gene Ontology annotation, cellular component: nucleus. The record is from RefSeq and is a predicted model, not a curated record.
GAGACGUCAGGACGCCCAAGCAGCGAGAACGCCGCCGCCCUAGGAAGCGCGGAGCUCUGCGGGUCGCGACGAGCAGCGCCGCCGCCGACGUCGUCCGCCGCCGCACGCCGCCGCCCUAGACACUUGAGGCGCCGCUGAAGAGUCCCAGGGGACGAGCGGCCGAGUGAGGAAGCAGCCUGGCUCCCGCGGUCCACCCCCUCCACCCCAAGGUCCAGAUGGCGGCCAACGUGGGUGACCAGCGUAGCACGGAUUGGCCCUCCCAGUACAGCAUGGUGGCCGGGGCGGGCCGUGAGAAUGGCCUGGAGGCGCCCAUGCAUGAGAACCCGGAGUGGGAGAAGGCCCGCCAGGCGCUGGCCAGCAUCAGCAAGGCAGGGGCCGCCGGCAGCUCAGCCAAGACCAGCAGCAAUGGGCCUGUGGCCGGCGCUCAGUAUGUGACCCAGGCCGAAGCAUCUGCUCUGCAGCAGCAGCAGUACUACCAGUGGUACCAGCAGUACAACUAUGCCUACCCAUACGGCUACUACUACCCCAUGCAGAGCAUGUACCCGAGCUACGGCUCCCCCUCGCAGUACGGGAUGACCAGCUCCUACGGCUCUGCCAACCCCCAGCAGCCAGCAGCGCCCCAGCACCAGGGGGGCCUGAACCAGCCCCCUGUUCCUGGCAUGGAUGAUGGCAUGGCCUACCCGGCGCCCCCUCAGCAGCUGCCCACCGCCCAGCCUCCACAACCUGCCAACCCCCCGCACGGGGCCCGGGCACUGAGCAGCGGACCCCAGCCUGGGACGGCGCCAGCCACACAGCACAGCCAGGCCGGCCCCACCUCAGGCCCUGCGUACGGGCCACCUCACGCAUACUCGGAGCCUGCAAAGCCCAAGAAGGGCCAGCAGCUGUGGAAUCGCAUGAAGCCUGCCCCAGGCACCGGCGGACUCAAAUUCAACAUCCAGAAACGGCCCUUUGCUGUCACUAGCCAGAGCUUCGGCUCCCCCUCAGACGGCCAGCACAGCACCUUCGGACCCCCGCCGAACCCCGAGAAGGCCCAGAGCCACAGGGGCCCGCUGUCGGGGAAGCCGGACGACUGGCCGCAGGACAUGAAGGAGUACGUCGAGCGCUGCUUCACCGCCUGCGAGUCAGAGGAGGACAAGGACCGCACCGAGAAGCUGCUCAAGGAGCUGCUGCAGGCUCGGCUGCAGGACGGCUCGGCCUACACCAUUGACUGGAGCCGAGAGCCCCUGCCGGGGCUGACUCGGGAGCCUGUGGCCGAGAGCCCCAAGAAGAAGCGGUGGGAGGCUCCUAGCGGCCUCCACCCGCCCAGGGGGGCAGGCCCCGCGGCACGGGGCGGGGGUGCCCAGUCUCAGCGAGGGGCUCCCGGGGCUGGGGGUGCUGGCCGAGCCCGGGGCAGCAGCUUCGCCAAGUUUGGCAACCGCAAUGUGUUCAUGAAGGACAACAGCUCCUCCUCCAGCACAGAGUCCCGCUCCCGCUCCUCCUCCCGCUCCCCGACCCGCCAUUUCCGCCGCAGUGACUCACACACGGACUCGGACACCUCCGACUCGGGGCCCGAGUGCCGGCCUGUGGGCCGCAGGAACCCGCCACCCAAGGGACGGGGCGGUCGGGGCGCCCACAUGGAUCGUGGCCGGGGCCGGGCGCAGCGUGGGAAGAGGCACGACCUUGCGCCCAGCAAGCGCAACCGCAAGAAGCUGGCCCUGGCCGAGUGCGAGGACCCCGAGCGCGAGCUCAAGAGGCAGAAGCGCGCCGCCCGCUUUCAGCACGCACACACCCGCCGCUUGCGUCUCGGGCCCCUGGUGCUUCGCGUAGGCAACCUGGAUGUUGCCGCUGACCCCGACUGGCAGGAGCUGCAGAUCGUGGGCACCUGCUCUGACAUCACCAAGAAUUACCUGCGCCUCACCUGCGCCCCCGACCCAUCCACUGUGCGCCCCGUGACGGUCCUCAAGAAGUCGCUGUGCAUGGUGAAGUCGCAUUGGAAGGAGAAGCAGGACUACGCGUUCGCGUGUGAGCAGAUGAAGUCCAUCCGGCAAGACCUGACGGUCCAAGGCAUCCGCACCGAGUUCACGGUGGAGGUGUACGAGACCCACGCUCGCAUCGCCCUGGAGAAGGGCGACCAUGAAGAGUUUAACCAGUGUCAGACACAGCUCAAGUCGCUUUACGCAGAGAACCUGCCGGGCAACGUGGGCGAGUUUACCGCCUACCGGAUUCUCUACUACAUCUUCACGAAGAACUCAGGAGACAUCACCACCGAGCUGGCCUACUUGACUCGGGCCCUGAAGGCCGACCCCUGCGUGGCGCACGCCUUGGCGCUGAGGGCCGCCUGGGCCCUGGGCAACUACCACCGCUUCUUCCGCCUCUACCAGCGCGCGCCCUGCAUGUCGGGCUACCUCGUGGACAAGUUCGCUGACCGCGAGCGCAAGGCCGCCCUCAAGGCCAUGAUCAAAACCUUCCGCCCUGCGCUGCCCGUCUCCUACCUGCAGGCUGAGCUGGCCUUCGAGGGCGAGGCUGCCUGCCAGGCCUUCCUAGAGCCCCUGGGCCUGGCCUACACUGGCCCGGACAACACCAGCAUCGACUGCCGACUCAGCCUGGCGCAGCUGCCCUCCUUUUGAGUCCCGAUAGGCCCGGCACAGUCUCCCGCCUCAGUGCGAGCAGUUGCCUCUGCCGGAUCAGCCUGGCACAGCUGCCCAUCUUCUGAGUACCCAGGGGCCCGGCGUAGCUGCCCGCCUUCCAAGCUCCAUCGGCCCGGCGUAGCUGCCCGCCUUCUCAGUACCCCGGGCCUGGCGUAGCUGCCGCCUCCCGUGCGUGACCAGCCUGGCGCAGCCGCCAGUGGGUGGGCUCCUGCCGCCUCCACGCCGCCCGUGCGGAUCGUUUUGUUUUUGAGCCAUGAACUUGGGGUGUAAAUUAAUUUGUGGGAAGUGGGCUCCAGGACGAGCUGCCAUCCCGCCCCGCACUUGCAGCGGGUCUGUACAGAGAUUUUUCUACGUUUUUAUUUUUGCCUCCGAGGGCUGGGUGGGAGGAGACAGCGGGGCUGGGCACUGUGUGUCUGUCGCUGUCUGUCCACCUGGCACAUUCACUAAUGCUGUCUCAGUAUUUUCUCUCUCUCUCUCUCGAGCUCGUACUCCGACUCCCCCAGCACGCUGGCCUGUCCCAAGCUGGGGGGCCAGCGGAAGAGGACCGGCCGCCCUCCGCGGGGAACACCUGCACCCCGCCAUCAGCUUCACCAGAGACUCUUUGUUGCCCUCUGUGGCCUCCGCCAGUGGGUGCGGGGAGCUGCCUAGAGACUGAGCCUGCCUGUGGCCCCCCACCCGAGAGAUGCCUCCCACAGCGCCAGACCCUUCAGGACUCCGGAGGCCAGCGUGGGACUCACCGGCCGGCCUCGCCUGCAGUUGUAUUGAGUUGUCUCGUGUCCUUCCUCCCCUACCCCGAUGUCUCCGGUUUUUUUGACCCCCUCCCUUGCCCCCCUGGUUCAGCACAGGUAAAGCCGUUUCCCGCCCUCCCUCCCUCCCGCUCAUGGAUCACCAGCUCACGUCAUGUUCUCCUUUCUUUGUGUGUGUGUUUAUUUCAGUUAUUUUCCUUCUUCCUCCCUUUUCUUUUCGGCCCGCCCUCCCUCUCCUGCCAUGUAACCGGAGGGGUGCCAUGAGCUCACCCGCAGCUGCCCGGCACUGUCAGGCCGAUUCUCCCCGACGCCCCUCUGCCCUCCCCUCCUCCCCCCUUUCCUUCCUUCAUUCUUUCCUUGGAGCGCUGAGCACCACUUGGAAGCUUGAGAGAAGCCAAAAUUAAAGAGAGAGAGAGAGAGAGAAAAAA